This is a messenger RNA of Heterobasidion irregulare TC 32-1, 1647 nucleotides long. RefSeq names its product quinone oxidoreductase 17 (gene qor17). The transcript is spliced from 6 exons. Lineage: Eukaryota; Fungi; Basidiomycota; Agaricomycetes; Russulales; Bondarzewiaceae. The record is from RefSeq and is a predicted model, not a curated record. Bases 547 to 1647 code for a protein of 366 amino acids. Gene Ontology annotation, molecular function: oxidoreductase activity, acting on NAD(P)H.
CGGAUUGAUUACCUAUCUAAUAUUGACUGUUCAGCUCGCGGACCAGCGAGCUUUAACACCACCCCAAUGAUCGAUUCAGUACCUGCUGUACUCCGAAGAUUGAAAAUAUGACACAAUAGUGGGCUACAAGGGCAAUACGCGAUCAGGCUUUGCCGCAUCGACGCCAUCCUCGUCAAACAUGCUGGUGAGUCUUUCGGCCGCGCUAAAAUAGAGAUUGAUAAGAUAAUAAACGAAUGUGCAACUUGUGAGUCAUUCACGUCGAAACCUGUGGGCGAAGCGCCGAGUGGAGGUCAGAUUAGAAAUAUCGACUGCGGGGCGCCGCGAUAGAAGCAUAGAGAUUUCGCGGAACGCGCUGCCCUGUAAUAUCCACCCUGCAUGGACCUCCGUGAGACAGAACGUUACUCACGUUCUCCUCCAUGAAAGGAGCUUGAGGCCUAAAGAAAAUGUAGUACGACAUCAGUAUCUGUAAGGGAUCAGCCGGCUAUAAUAUGCUUUUCCCCAUCGUGAAAGAGCAGAAACGACCCCUCCUCUCAAAGCUUGAGCCUGAUGUCUUCCGCAACACCCCCUACUCAGCUCGCUGUCAUCAUCCAGAAAAACAAGUCUUUUGCUGCCGACAUCGUCCCUGUUCUACGGCCAGGUGACGGUGAAAUUCUGAUCAAGGUUCACGCUGUCGCUCAAAACCCUUCUGAGUGGAGAGGAGUCGAGUACGGACUCACUGUCGCAGGUCGUGGAACAGGAAAUGACUUGGCCGGUGAGGUCAUCGCGCUUGGACCUGGUGUUGAUGGUGUAUCUAUUGGCGACCGGGUCGCCACUUUCGUGCGAGGUGGUUGGACAGACCGGCUGGGAGCCUUCCGCGAAUACGCUCUCGCUCAAGCAUCGCCUAUCCUGCACAUUCCCGAUAACGCCACCUAUGAAGAAGCAUGCACUGUCCCCCUCACGGCAUGCACUGCAGCGCUGGGGAUGGCUCGUUUGUUCGACUUCCCGCAGCCUGCACCUCUGGGACGAACAAUCCUCAUUUGGGGUGAAUCAUCCUCGCUCGGAUUGUACGCCAUCCAGCUUGCGCGCCUCUCAAAUCUGCGCGUCAUCGCGACAGCAUCGCCGAAGAACUUUGACUUGGUCCGCAGCCACGGCGCUGCUGUUGUCCUCGAUUACCGCGACCCAGAGGUGAUCGCUAAAAUUGUCACCGCCACUCAGAGUGGCGGGGUGGACUACGUCCUAGAUACCAUAUCCGAAGACGGGACUGUUAGGCUAUCGAGCAAAGCGCUGAGGGCGAAUGGCCCCAAGAAGUCCGUAGUCGUCCUUCCUGUCCCCAGCGAGGAGCUCGAUCCAAGCGUCGAGUGCCACUUUGUGUUCAUGGCUACCCUCCUCGGCAAGGAAGUCCAAUUGUUGAACACGUAUUUCCCGAUCUAUAUGCGGGAUUACAAACUUGGGACGGAUUUCUGUGCUCUCGUCGAGGAAUGGCUCAAGGAUGGCCGUUUUAAGGUGAAUCCUGUCGUUGUGCGCCCUGGUGUUUUGUAUGGGAUUCCUGAAGGCAUUCAAUUCAUGCGAGAUGGAAAGGCAUGUGAACUAUACACAUCAAACGUGUCUGGGACGAAACUUGUCUAUCGCGUAGCCGAGACAUCUGCAGCAGCUUCAAUGGAGGUGUAA